UGGAUAUAAGAUAUUAUGCUAACCACUUGUGUGAAUAUGCAAGUCUGAAUAUGCAACUUAUUUUUGGUCAUGCAGCCUAAACGUUUUCCACUCUGACUCCAAAAUAAAUGAAUUGAUGGAACAUUUGUUAAUGAAACCAACACCGACACUGUCACACAAAGCAUAAGAAGGCCUAGACUUGCAUAUUCAUUUAUUAUAAUACCACUCAAAUUUAUUUUUCAUCUUGCCCAAAAUGAAAACAAUUCUGAGUUCAUAAAAUGUUUACUUGAGGUUAAUAUUUUCCUGUGUCGGCCAAACUUUGCAGAUUGUUUUCGUUUCCCCCUUCACCGAAGGUUUCCAACCUCCCCUUUAAGGAUGUUCGUGUAGGUGACUUCAGCCAAUGAUGGGACCCUGUAUUCCACAGAAAGACCCGGUGAAACUUGAGCUACUAGUUGUUUAAAGGGCUUUUCUCCCCCCACUCACAAGCCCCAAUCUCUUCGGGCUCGUUAGCAUAUCACGUGCCAGAACCUUAAUGAACUGGACACACGGGUCUUGGUUGCGCAUGCGCUCACGUAAAAUGUAGUUGGAAAUGAGGUGUCGGUCUUGGAGUAGUCGACUUUUAAAAACCAUCGGCAGCCCCUGAUAUGACGACUUCACUGGUUCUGCAUCCACGCUGGGCGGACACCUUGAUGUACGUUUAUGAAAAAAGCCCGAAUGAAAAUAAUCCGAUUAAAAACCAAACAAUGGAGGGACUGAGCGGGAAUUGCCCGGCGACCCAUUGCAGGGACCUGAUGUCGCACCCCGGGUUGGGGCGACAUUCUGGCACUAUAGCGUCUCACCAGGGCUCGGUGUACUCGGAUAUAUCUUCCCCAGACACCGGCCGACAGUGUCCUGCUCCCCAAACUUCCUCCAGUGCAUCUCUGAGCUACGGUUAUCCGUUUGGAAACCCUUAUUACGGUUGUAGGUUAUCUCACUCGCACAACGUGAACUUGCAGCAGAAGCCCUGCUCGUACCACCCUGCAGAGAAAUAUGCCGACCCCCACACCGCGUUGCCUACCGAAGAGGUGUCUAGCAGGGCGAAAGAGUUCGCCUUCUACCCCAGUUUUGCUAGCUCGUACCAAGCGGUUCCUGGAUAUCUAGAUAUGUCUGUGGUGCCCGGGAUCAGCCACCCCGAACCCAGGCACGACGCGUUGAUUCCUAUGGAGGGCUACCAGCACUGGGCUCUGUCAAAUGGCUGGGAUGGGCAGGUGUACUGUUCCAAGGAGCAAACACAGUCCACUCAUCUUUGGAAAUCACCAUUUCCAGACGUAGUCCCUUUGCAGCCUGAGAUCAGUAGCUACCGUCGUGGACGUAAGAAGCGGGUUCCCUACACCAAGCUCCAAUUGAAGGAGCUGGAGAAAGAGUACGCUGCCAGCAAGUUCAUCACCAAAGACAAGAGAAGACGCAUCUCCGCCGGGACCAACCUCUCAGAGCGCCAAGUCACCAUUUGGUUCCAGAACCGACGGGUGAAAGAGAAGAAAUUUGUCUGUAAAUCCAAGACUAGUAAUCACACGCCUACUACUUGAUAGAUUUCCGGCCCAUUGUACACUGCAGCUGAUAUCCAUCCCACCGUCUUUCGAUCCAUAAUUUACCUCUUAGAGACAACCAAGCCUGAAGAAUACUUCGGCAGUGUAUUUUAUUUAAGUUCCAACAGUCCACACAUCCAUGCCAUCACCAACCGCUCUUUUUUCGAUAUAGAGAAAGAAAUGCUAUAAAAACUGUGAAAAUAUUGAGAAAUCAGUUAAACAUUGUUUUAUAUGAAUGUACAUAUAUAAAUAUAUAAUAUUUAAAACGAUAUCUGUAUUUCAAAAAGACACAAGGAUUGCGUGUUUUUUUUUUUCAAACCAAUUGACAUUUCCAGGACUUUUCGUCCAACAGACAGCCAGAUCAAAACAGACAUAUUACAUAUGUUCAUCGCGCCAUCAACAGAAAGAGAAUUGCAAUAUGGACAUAAACUGGUCAGGGAGAACGAAAACGAAUGAACUCGAAAGGCUACAGAAAAAAAAACUACAUGAGAUUUAUUCUCUUCAGCCAAGAACUCAGAGGGUUUUUGCGGGGGCUACGGAUGAUAAAAUGUUUUUGUUCAAAACCGCCCCUGUCCCCGAUUUCAGAAGCUAUAUAUGUUUUCUUUCUGUGGGAUAUGUUUUGUUAAUAAGGUAAAAGCAAGGCUGCUAUUGUUAUACAUGUAGAGUGCAAUGCCCUUAUUAUUUAAUGCAUAUUCUCUCGUAUCACAGGGUUGUCAAUUGGAAUGUCUCAAACCCUUUAUGUGUUCCUUUAUCAGUGAAGGAUAAUGUCUCUGUCAUGCAACUGGAAUGAUUGUAAGCAAUUAAAGUCAGUGAGUAUUACACAUAAAUGCACAAUCGAUUUCUUUUGUUUUCUGUUUAUAGUAGGCCUAUAUAUAGUAAAAAAAAACAUUUGGGUCUGUUCACACGCCUUCUAAGCAGACAGUCUUGUAACUUUCUUUCGUGCAGUAUGUGAACUGUAUUGUGGUGUUUAAAACGUACUGGUAAGAUGUUUCCUAAAUAAAUGAUGAAUAAUAACAUGAUGUUGCUGAAAUAUGAUGAAUUAAAUGAUGUGUUUCUUUCCUGUCUCCUCUAAGUCACUUAGUGGAACUCUUUUUGAAAUGUCAUCUCACAUCCCCAUGGGCUGUGUUGUCACGUCGCCGUUGGUUUUGAGGAACGUUUGAUGUAUGGCCUAGAGCAGGGAUGGGCAACUUGCAGCUGCAGGAAUUUGUUAUACAAUUGCAACAACAAAAAAAGAUCUCCACCCCAUGGAAAAAUGUGUAGAGUUGCAGAGGACUUGAUUUACAACUGCAACAUUUUCUCUACGCGACUUUUUUUUGUGUAACUGCACAAAUAGAUUGACUGCUCAGAUCAGUAGACUGGAUGUGUGGGCAUACAUGUGUGUGUGCAGACCUGCGAACCACUGCAGCCCCUCAUGAUGAGUUGACAUUUUUUUGUGGCUUCCUUCCCAAUAAAAGUUGCCCAACCCUG
This is a messenger RNA of Salvelinus sp. IW2-2015, 3011 nucleotides long. RefSeq names its product homeobox protein Hox-C13a. Gene Ontology annotation, molecular function: DNA-binding transcription factor activity, RNA polymerase II-specific; RNA polymerase II cis-regulatory region sequence-specific DNA binding. Gene Ontology annotation, biological process: regulation of transcription by RNA polymerase II. The record is from RefSeq and is a predicted model, not a curated record. Lineage: Eukaryota; Metazoa; Chordata; Actinopteri; Salmoniformes; Salmonidae.